CUUUGCUGUAGGUUUAGCUCUGAGUUCAAAUAUUGGUAAUUGUUAGGUCGAACAUCGAAUUUAAUUUCAUCACACAAAAGAAAUGAUAAGAAAUAAAUGGAUGAUAGGAAAACUGAUGGGGCAACGUCGGUUUAUGGGGAAGGCAUCGUUAACAACGCCUCUCCUCUUCCAGUCAAAGCGACUCUGUUUCUCUGUCCUCUAUCUCUUCACCACUCUCUUCCUAGCUCUCUACGUCUCCCUCUCCCCCACCAAAUGCAUCUUCAGAUCAUCACCCUUCGAUCCUAUCCAAGCACCUCUCUUCUCAUAUCCACCCAAUUAUGGGGAACACAAGUAUGCAAUCUCAACUGUCCGAUCUUCAUGCACUGCCCCUGUUCAUUUCUCAGAUUAUUGGAUGGUUUUGAAGAAAAUCCAAGAUUCGUGUCGGAAUUCUACCAUAUUUUUGCCGGGUCUGAGGUAUAUACAGGGCAAUGCUGAUACGUUCGGAGGAAAUUUCAGUACCCAGAAGAGGAUUUCCUAUUUUGAUCAUAGAGAUGAUGGGAAGGAAGUUCCUUGCGGAUUCAUGAAGGAAUUUUCGAUCAGUAAAUCUGACAGGAUAGCUAUGGAAAAGUGCGGAAGCGUGGUAGUAGUCUCAGCGAUCUUUGCUGAUCAUGACAAAAUCCGGCAGCCGAAAGGCCUCGGAUCCAGAACUCUAGAAAAUGUAUGUUUCUUCAUGUUCGUGGAUGACACCACCCUCAAGGGACUUGAUUAUCACAAAGUAAUUUCCACUCAGUCUCAAGAAUAUAAGGUUGGCGCAUGGAGACUUGUUAGAGUUUCAAGCCAGCAUUUGUACAAGAAUCCGGCAAUGAAUGGAGUGAUACCUAAAUACCUGGUUCACAGGCUUUUUCCCAACUCAAAAUACAGUAUCUGGGUGGAUGCAAAGCUGCAGUUGGUGGUCGAUCCACUGCUGUUGAUUCAUUCACUUGUUAUAUCAGAAAAUGUGGACAUGGCCAUUUCAAAACAUCCCUUCUUUGUCCACACUCUGGAAGAGGCAAUGGCUACUGCAAGAUGGAAGAAGUGGGGGGAUAUUGAAUCGUUAAAGCUGCAAAUGGAAACAUAUUGUGGGCUUGGCUUGAAGCCAUGGACGCAGGACAAACUCCCUUAUACCUCAGAUGUACCAGACAGUGCCUUGAUCUUAAGAAAGCAUGGAAUGAGGAGCAACCUCUUCUCCUGCCUACUGUUCAAUGAGUUGGAAGCAUUUAACCCAAGAGACCAACUGGCAUUUGCAUAUGUAAGAGAUAAGAUGAGGCCUAAAGUAACGAUGAACAUGUUUGAGGUCGAAGUAUUUGAGCAUAUUGCUGUGGAAUACAGGCACAAUCUCAAGCACAGUGGGACAAAACUCCCACAAAGCUCCAAGACCAAGAGGGCCAGCCCUGAUUUGUUUGCAAAUGGGACUUGCAGCAUGUGCGAGAGUUACCUUUUGGAGAUGUGGGGUGAGCCUCGUAAUUGACCUUGUCCCAUUCUUUGUCUCCAUUCAUUGGUAAAUGUUGUAGAGAAAUAAGAAGAUUAAAAGAAGCUGAACCACCCAACUACCUUUCACGCCCAAAAGCUGACAAAGGCAGGCUUGCAGUAUCUGGGCAUCUUGAUAUCAUAGGGAAAUUGUACUUAUUUGUCACUCUCAGCUGCCAGGAUGAGGGGCUAGGGAGGACUUUAAAAGUAGUUCUUAGACAUUGUUUGAAAAAAAAGGGACCAAAUUGAUACCUAAUACAAAGUGCGCUGUGGAUGGGUUAUUGAAAAUA
Molecule: messenger RNA, 1775 nt
Organism: Vitis vinifera (wine grape)
Lineage: Eukaryota; Viridiplantae; Streptophyta; Magnoliopsida; Vitales; Vitaceae
Product: alkaline ceramidase TOD1
Exons: 4
Coding region: 83-1486 (467 amino acids)
Source: RefSeq, a predicted model, not a curated record